Elgaria multicarinata webbii is the source of this 939-nucleotide messenger RNA. RefSeq names its product olfactory receptor 5V1-like. The transcript has a single exon. Gene Ontology annotation, molecular function: olfactory receptor activity; G protein-coupled receptor activity. Gene Ontology annotation, cellular component: plasma membrane. NCBI's taxonomy places the organism in Eukaryota, Metazoa, Chordata, Lepidosauria, Squamata, Anguidae. Bases 1 to 939 code for a protein of 312 amino acids. Gene Ontology annotation, biological process: G protein-coupled receptor signaling pathway; detection of chemical stimulus involved in sensory perception of smell. The record is from RefSeq and is a predicted model, not a curated record.
AUGGAAGGCCAGAACAAAAGUACUGGAUUUAUCAUCUUGGGGUUUUCUGGCAAUCUGGAGAUGCGAGGUUUGCUUUUCACAUUAUUUUUGACCAUGUAUGUCAUGUCACUGGUGGGGAACGCAUUAAUAAGUAUUAUUGUGAGGCUUGAUCCUGCUCUUCACACACCAAUGUGCUAUUUCAUUGCCAGUCUAUCUUUGGUGGAUAUCUGCUAUACAUCAGUCACAGUCCCUAAGAUGCUGGUGAACCUCCUCUCCAAAGACAAAAACAUCUCCUUUACUGGCUGUGCUGCCCAGCUAUAUUUCCUUCUCUUCCUGGGAACCACGGAGUGCUUUCUUCUUGCUGCCAUGGCAUACGACCGUUUCAUGGCCAUCUGCAACCCUCUGCGCUAUGCAUCCAUCAUGAGCAAGCAGCUGUGUGCCGGGCUGGUAGCUGGAUCAUGGGCCAGUGGGAUGGUGCUUUCCCUAGGGCAGACAAACUUAAUAUUUGCUCUGCCUUUCUGUGAGGACAACCGAAUUGACUAUUUCUUCUGUGACAUCCCUCCACUUUUGAGACUUGCCUGUGGAGAUAUAUUCAUAAAUGAAAUUGCUGUCUUUGUGGCUGGAAUGUUAAUCACUCUAAUCCCAUCACUCUUGAUACUAGGCUCCUACAUCCACAUCAUCACCACCAUCCUGAAAAUUGCAUCUGCAAAGGGCAGGCAGAAAGCCUUCUCCACCUGCUCCUCACAUCUCAUUGUCAUCACUUUGUUCUAUGGCUCAGCAAGCGCGAUGUACCUGAGACCCAGCUCUAGCUACACUCUUGAAAAUGACAAAUUUCUAGCUCUGCUUUACUCUAUCAUCACCCCAACCCUGAAUCCUAUAAUUUACAGUUUGAGAAGCAAAGAAAUCAAUGCGGCUCUGAAGAGAAGGGCUACCUCAAAAUGCUUUCAUUUCAAUCACUGA